Molecule: messenger RNA, 4656 nt
Organism: Pteropus alecto (black flying fox)
Lineage: Eukaryota; Metazoa; Chordata; Mammalia; Chiroptera; Pteropodidae
Gene: ESYT2
Product: extended synaptotagmin 2
Exons: 23
Coding region: 16-2304 (762 amino acids)
Biological process (GO): lipid transport
Molecular function (GO): lipid binding
Source: RefSeq, a predicted model, not a curated record
UUUCUGUACUGGUGCAUGACGGUUCAUUUUCCAGACACUGAAAGAGCAGAAUGGCUAAAUAAGACUGUAAAACACAUGUGGCCUUUUAUUUGCCAAUUUAUAGAGAAGUUGUUUCGAGAAACCAUAGAGCCAGCGGUGCGGGGAGCAAACACCCACCUUAGCACCUUUAGUUUCACGAAAGUCGACAUGGGUCAGCAGCCCCUCAGGGUCAAUGGUGUUAAGGCGUACACUGAAAAUGUGGACAAAAGGCAGAUUAUUUUGGAUCUUCAGAUUAGUUUUGUAGGAAAUUGUGAGAUUGAUUUGGAGAUCAAGCGAUAUUUUUGUAGAGCCGGUGUGCAAAGUAUACAGAUUCACGGUACAAUGCGGGUGAUCCUGGAACCGCUGAUCGGAGACAUGCCCUUAGUGGGAGCUUUGUCUAUCUUCUUUCUCAGGAAGCCACUUUUAGAAAUUAACUGGACAGGCCUGACCAACCUUCUCGAUAUCCCUGGACUGAAUGGUUUGUCAGACACUAUCAUUUUGGAUAUAAUAUCAAACUAUCUGGUGCUUCCCAAUCGCAUCACUGUUCCUCUUGUCAGCGAAGUCCAGAUAGCCCAGUUGCGGUUUCCAAUACCAAAGGGUGUCCUGCGGAUACAUUUCAUUGAAGCUCAGGAUCUUCAGGGCAAGGAUACUUACCUUAAGGGGCUUGUCAAGGGGAAGUCCGACCCCUAUGGAGUCAUUCGAGUUGGCAACCAAGUCUUCCAGAGCAAGGUCAUCAAAGAGAACCUUAGUCCAAAGUGGAAUGAGGUGUACGAGGCCCUGGUCUAUGAACAUCCUGGACAGGAAUUAGAGAUUGAGCUCUUUGAUGAAGACCCGGACAAGGACGACUUUCUGGGAAGCCUUAUGAUUGAUCUUACCGAAGUUGAAAAGGAGCGCCUUUUAGAUGAAUGGUUUACCUUGGACGAGGUCUGCAGAGGAAAGCUGCACUUGAAACUGGAGUGGCUCACGUUAACGACAGACGCCUCUACUCUCGACAAGGUGCUGACAGACAUCAGAGCCGACAAGGGUCAAGCCAAUGAUGGGCUCUCCUCUUCUUUGCUGAUCUUGUAUUUGGAUUCAGCGAGGAACCUUCCGAAUAACCCAUUAGAAUUUAACCCUGAUGUCUUGAAGAAGUCUGCAGUGCAGAAAUCUUUAAAGUCAGGGAAGAAAAUUAACAGCAACCCAAACCCUCUUGUGCAGAUGUCAGUUGGUCACAAAGCCCAGGAGAGCAAGAUUCGGUAUAAAACCAAUGAACCUGUGUGGGAGGAACACUUCACCUUCUUCAUUCACAAUCCCAAGCGCCAGGACCUUGAAGUUGAGGUCAAAGAUGAACAGCAUCAGUGUUCCCUGGGGAAUCUGAAGAUCCCUCUCAGUCAGCUGCUCAGCAGAGAUGACAUGACUAUAAACCAGCGAUUCCAGCUCAGUAAUUCAGGUCCAAACAGUACUCUGAAGAUGAAGAUCGCCCUCAGGGUGCUCCACCUGGAAAAGCAGGAACGGUCUCCAGACCACCAGCACUCAGCUCAAGUAAAGCGACCCUCUGUUUCUAAGGAAGGAAGAAAAAUAUCUGUCAGAUCUCAGAGGACCGCGUCACCAGGCGCUGGUGACAGUAGCACGGCCCCGUCCACACCGGUCCCUGGGGGCGGUGAUAAGCCCAGCGCGGAGGAGAGAGCCCAGCCUGCGGAGGCCAGCCCGCCGGGGCUGCGAGGCCUGGGCAGAAGCUCCUCCAGCCUCCAGGUCGGCGCCACCUGCUCCCCCAGCCACACGUUUGUCAAGGAGCCCACGCCCAGCAUAGCCUCGGACAUAUCGCUGCCUGUCGCCACGCAGGAGCUUCGGCAGAGGCUGCGGCAGCUCGAGAAUGGGACGACGCUGGGGCAGUCUCCGCUGGGGCAGGUCCAGCUGACGAUCCGGCACAGCUCCCAGAGGAACAAGCUAGUGGUGGUCGUGCACGCCUGCAGAAAUCUCAUUGCCUUCUCUGAAGAUGGCUCUGACCCCUAUGUCCGCAUGUAUUUGUUACCAGACAAGAGGAGGUCGGGAAGGAGGAAAACACACGUGUCAAAGAAAACCCUGAACCCCGUGUUUGAUCAGAGCUUCGAUUUUAGCGUUUCCUUGCCAGAAGUGCAGAGGAGAACACUGGAUGUCGCUGUGAAGAACAGCGGCGGCUUCCUGUCCAAAGACAAAGGGCUUCUUGGCAAAGUACUGGUUGGCCUGGCAUCUGAAGAACUCGCCAAGGGCUGGACCCAGUGGUAUGACCUCACGGAAGAUGGGACGAGGCCACACAUGGUGACGUAGGCUCGCUGGGCGUGAGGAGCCCUUCUCAGUAUCCGCCCUUCCCAUGUGCCUCGACUGCACCCUCCCACAGAUGUGCUGAUGCUAUUUUUCUACUUUCGUGUACUCAGUUAUACAUACCUUGGUAGUUUUAUAAAACAUGUCGACACUUUAGACAUAUUUGGCCAACAUUGUUAAAUUUUGUAUGUUUGAUUUGCUCUGGUAUUUCUCGCCAGUUAUUACAGUGUAGACGAUAGAAUAUGAUAGAAUAUAGUUAUUGUGUUACCUUAAGCUGUAUGUCGGUUGUGUCUACUAGGAAGCAGAUACAUGUAUAUGCUUUAUCAUUGCCUUGUUUUGUAUAUCACUGAGGUACACCAUGCCAUGUAAAUAGAUUCUAUUUUUUAUAAUCUCUACAUGCUGGUAUGAAUUCAAAAGAAAAUGGAUUAUGGAAAUAUUUAUAUUUUUUCUUCUAAAACUUAUUAAAUUCUUAUGAUAAUCAUUUUUGUCUUUGCAGAAAAAAGUUCUCAGUGACUUAUUUUAUGACGUUUCUUUUUAAAAAACAAAGAUUAUUAAAUAUUAGUUACCAAUGAAAGAAAGUAUACAAAAUAUUAAUACUUUCAUAAAUAAAAAGAAUUAUUGAGAAAUUGGUUGAAGUGCUUAUAAGGAAAAAUGUUAUAUAGCUGAGCAGCAUAAAAUAUUAAGAGAAUUGUUGUGCUUCAUAAAUCAGCAUACCAAUCUGAAAUUUCUUACAUGAAAUUAAAUGUCUUCAGUGUCUUUUUAAUUGCUGUUUAUAACUUAUUCAUGAAAUAGUGCACACGUACAAAGUUAUGCUUUUCCUAAAAUGCGGUAUGGACAGAUUUUCAACGUUAGCAGGUAGGCUAUUGUGAAAUAGUCAGUCCUCAGCUUUGUUAAUUUUUCGUGUUUUCCCAGCCUGUAAGGAAAGACAAGCUUACACUGUCACCGUUAAGGCUGUGUGGUAAAUCGGGCCAAGUAGAUAGGAAGUCGUGUUAGAAAACCACAGCCAAUCCAGUCAUUCACCUUGUGACGUGGCACAUAGGACUGAUCCCCUCACUGGUACUCAGUGUCGUUCUGCCCUUAACGCUCAGGCCGCCAGGGGGCCCAGCGGUGCCAGCACAGAGGCUGCUGGUUGUAAACACCGUUUCCUGGGCGUGCUUCCCUCGUGCCGUGACUGACCUCAGUAUUGGAAUAUUGUUAUUCAGUUUUUAUUUUGGAAUACAUUUUUCUCCUUAGAUUAUUAAAAGCAUGUUUUAUAUGCUUAAGAGUGUCACAUGGCAGUGUCAUGAGCUGUGCGUGCCUACACACAAAGGACGCGCGCAUGCGUAGAGGGUUUUUACUCGUUUUACAUUUAUGAUGCAAAUGACUUCCUUAGCCAUGAGAACAUUCUGAAAUUAAGUGUAAACACCUUGGGGACGUGGAGCUUCGUGAGUGAGAGAGGGGUCUACCAUGAAUCGCUUCCUGGGCUCUGGACUGCUCGGUGAGCAGAUGAACCAAAGUGCCUGUGGUGACGCUGGUCGCUACCGCCGCACACCCUGCCUUCCGGCGGCUUUCAGCUUACGCUCUGAACCGGGGGCAUUAUUCACAGUGGAGUCUGUAGCUUCAAAACACGUUUCACAGAGUCAUAAAGACCAGUCUGAUCUUGCCGCUUUCUGUUUAGUGUACAGGGGGAACUUUAUGAACAUAUAUGCACACAAAGCACUUAACCGUUAGUAGCAUGAGAAAGACAGAUAUUUACUUACUAAAUCUAGUUGCCUGCUCAUGAUACUAAAUUCAUUGAAGACAUUUUAAAAAUUAGAUCUGCGGAAGGACUGGCAUGAACUAGAAUCACCGUUGAGGGGACUUAGCACUCCAGGGUCCUGGCGAUGGCACACUGAGCUCCCAAUGGGUUUGUUGGCUAGUUCCUGACAACUCAUUCAUCGAGGAAAAGGGGACUUCAGCUUUUCUGCAUUCAGCCAAACCAGUGGAGAGAAAUUCACUUCAAUGAAUGUGAAUUCUGUUAGUUUGAACUUGUGGGUUGCUUGUCCUGUGCCUUAAAAUAGGAAGUAAAAAAGCGCUGUUUUCAAGUUUCAGAUGAAAACAAAAGCCCAGUAGUUGUAUUUGCCACACUUGACAUUCUGUAUCGAGAAUUCCUUUUGCAGACACUUCAUCGAGACCUCAGCCUUUUCAAGAACCUAAGCCAAAUGCAAAUAUAUGCGUACGUGCACGUAAACUGUGGUGGUGACUUUUGUUCUGACGCUAGCUGGAGCACCCGCUGCGAAUGUAAAACUGCAGAGGAUGUAUUAUAGACUGUCCUUUCUGUUCCGCUAACUCUACGUGACAGCGCAUGUAUUUAUUCAAUAAAACUUUUAUGUUAGCUCA